ACGAGAAGAAGAAGAACGGAGAGCAGCCGCACUGCAGCAGACACGUACCUGCGAACUGCGAUGAGUUCUUCCUCGGCGGCGGGAGGGCAGCAGCAGAUGGUCCGCGCGGCGCGCGGCGGGCUGCCGCGGCCGAGGCGGCCCAGCAGACCGGCGGCGGGAUCGCCAGGCCAGCGCCCCGCGCCCGGAACCGACGCGUCCUGGGGGCGAGCGGGAUACAGCUGGUGGGGCGGUGGCGCCGGAGCGCAGCUGGCCCCGGCGCCGAGGCGACAGUCGUGCAGAGCGGGUCUUGUUGGCAGGGUGCCGGCGCGCGUGCCGACGGGGAACCGGGAGCUGGUGCGGCGGGCGCUGUCGCCGCCGGCCACGGGUGUGCGUGGCGCCCCGCUCAGGAGGUGGAGCUUCCGGCCCACGCCCAGCCGGCUGCGGAACGCGUCGUGCCUUGCGUCCCCUGCAUCGCCACGGCCAUCGUGAUUUUCGUACCGUGCGGUGGUAGCAGAGCAGCUCGGUUCUCUUGGUGCAGGCUUUGUACAUUCUCGUUCUUGUUCGGUUUCUCUGGUUGUUUUGCCAAGUAACGGUAUUACGAAUUAGCAUGAGCAUCUUUCCUGUUACCCUGAAAAUCAAACUCGAUCGGGACAGACGAGAGAGACGAACAAGAGAGGUUUUUUUUGCGCGGCGC
Molecule: messenger RNA, 673 nt
Organism: Lolium perenne
Lineage: Eukaryota; Viridiplantae; Streptophyta; Magnoliopsida; Poales; Poaceae
Source: RefSeq, a predicted model, not a curated record